AAAAAAAAAAAAAAUUGGGCUCAACCGUGGGAAAGUUUAGAAAUAUCACACAAGUGUCUAUAAAAAUCCCCCACAUUUUUCGAAAUUCUUUUUUGGUGUUUUAUCUCUCCUUGUUUAACAAAAAAAAAUGUUCAAGCUCACUCAACGCCUUCCUCAACUUGUUUCUCGCUCAUCGGGCUUAGUUCGUCAAGCCGCCAAGCGUAACUAUGCUGCUUUAACUUUUGCUUCUCCUGCUUCUCAUGAAUCACCCAGUUCUUUGUACGCAUUCACCGAAGAAGAAUUAAUGCUCAAGGAUUCCGUCACUCGAUUUGCUCGUGAAAUCGUUCAACCCAAGGUUCGUGAUAUGGAUGAAGCUGAACUCAUGGAUAAGGAUAUCAUUAAGUCCAUGUUUGAAAACGGUUUGAUGGGUCUUGAAACUCCUGCUGAUUAUGGAGGUGCUGAAUGUUCUUUCAUGGCUGCUAUCUUGGCUGUUGAAGAACUUGCCAAGAUUGAUCCUUCUAUCAGUGCCUUGUGUGAUAUCCAUAACACUUUGACCAACACUGUCAUCCGUAAAUACGCCUCUCCCGAGCUUAAGGAAAAGUAUCUCACUCGUCUUGCUACUGACACCGUCGGUAGUUUCUGUAUCUCCGAAGCAGGUGCUGGUUCCGAUGCAUUUGCUCUUCAAUCUCGUGCUGAAGACAAGGGUGAUCACUAUAUCUUGAAUGGUAGCAAGAUGUGGAUCAGUAACUCUGCUGAAGCUGGUAUUUUUGUCAUCUUUGCCAACGUUGAUCCUACCAAGGGUUAUAAGGGUAUCACUGCCUUUAUUGUUGAAAAGGAAUGGGGUGUGGAGAUCGCAAAGAAGGAAAAGAAGCUCGGUAUUAGAUCCUCUUCUACCUGUGUGUUGAACUUUGACGAUGUCAGAAUUCCCAAGGAGAACGUGCUUGGUAAGGUGGGAGAAGGAUACAAGUAUGCUAUUGACUCCUUGAACGAGGGUCGUAUUGGUAUUGCUGCUCAAAUGAUUGGUUGUGCACAAGGAGCAUACGAUAUUGCUUUACCUUACAUGAUGGAGCGCAAGCAAUUUGGUAAGGCCAUUGGUACUUUCCAAGCCAUGGAACAUCAAUUUGCCGAAGUGGCUGUUGAGAUUGAGGCAGCCAAGCUCUUGACUUACAACGCUGCACGUUUGAAGGAAGAAGGUAAGCCCUUUGUGAUGGAGGCUGCUAUGGCUAAAUGGCUCGCUGCUAAGGUGGCUGAGAAGUCCAGUUCUUAUGCUGUGGAAUGGAUGGGUGGUAAUGGUUUUGUUCGUGAAACUGGUGUUGAAAAGUUCUAUCGUGAUGCCAAGAUUGGUUCCAUCUAUGAAGGUACUAACAAUAUCCAACUUCAAACCAUUGCCAAGAUUAUUGGUAGCAAGUACAAGUAAAGAAAGAUUUUUUAUAUAUAA
Mucor mucedo is the source of this 1417-nucleotide messenger RNA. RefSeq names its product acyl-CoA dehydrogenase/oxidase. Gene Ontology annotation, molecular function: acyl-CoA dehydrogenase activity; flavin adenine dinucleotide binding. Gene Ontology annotation, cellular component: mitochondrion. The record is from RefSeq and is a predicted model, not a curated record. Lineage: Eukaryota; Fungi; Mucoromycota; Mucoromycetes; Mucorales; Mucoraceae. The transcript has 7 exons. Bases 128 to 1396 code for a protein of 422 amino acids.